AUGCUGCAUGUGAGCGUGAGGGCGAGGGGGCGUGUGGGCGGGAGGGCGUGUGGGCGGGAGGGCGUGUGGGCGGGAGGGCGUGUGGGCGGGAGGGCGUGUGGGCGGGAGGGCGUGUGGGCGGGAGGGCGUGUGGGCGGGAGGGCGUGUGGGCGGGAGGGCGUGUGGGCGGGAGGGCGUGUGGGCGGGAGGGCGUGUGGGCGGGAGGGCGUGUGGGCGGGAGGGCGUGUGGGCGGGAGGGCGUGUGGGCGGGAGGGCGUGUGGGCGGGAGGGCGUGUGGGCGGGAGGGCGUGUGGGCGGGAGGGCGUGUGGGCGGGAGGGCGUGUGGGCGGGAGGGCGUGUGGGCGGGAGGGCGUGUGGGCGGGAGGGCGUGUGGGCGGGAGGGCGUGUGGGCGGGAGGGCGUGUGGGCGGGAGGGCGUGUGGGCGGGAGGGCGUGUGGGCGGGAGGGCGUGUGGGCGGGAGGGCGUGUGGGCGGGAGGGCGUGUGGGCGGGAGGGCGUGUGGGCGGGAGGGCGUGUGGGCGGGAGGGCGUGUGGGCGGGAGGGCGUGUGGGCGGGAGGGCGUGUGGGCGGGAGGGCGUGUGGGCGGGAGGGCGUGUGGGCGGGAGGGCGUGUGGGCGGGAGGGCGUGUGGGCGGGAGGGCGUGUGGGCGGGAGGGCGUGUGGGCGGGAGGGCGUGUGGGCGGGAGGGCGUGUGGGCGGGAGGGCGUGUGGGCGGGAGGGCGUGUGGGCGGGAGGGCGUGUGGGCGGGAGGGCGUGUGGGCGGGAGGGCGUGUGGGCGGGAGGGCGUGUGGGCGGGAGGGCGUGUGGGCGGGAGGGCGUGUGGGCGGGAGGGCGUGUGGGCGGGAGGGCGUGUGGGCGGGAGGGCGUGUGGGCGGGAGGGCGUGUGGGCGGGAGGGCGUGUGGGCGGGAGGGCGUGUGGGCGGGAGGGCGUGUGGGCGGGAGGGCGUGUGGGCGGGAGGGCGUGUGGGCGGGAGGGCGUGUGGGCGGGAGGGCGUGUGGGCGGGAGGGCGUGUGGGCGGGAGGGCGUGUGGGCGGGAGGGCGUGUGGGCGGGAGGGCGUGUGGGCGGGAGGGCGUGUGGGCGGGAGGGCGUGUGGGCGGGAGGGCGUGUGGGCGGGAGGGCGUGUGGGCGGGAGGGCGUGUGGGCGGGAGGGCGUGUGGGCGGGAGGGCGUGUGGGCGGGAGGGCGUGUGGGCGGGAGGGCGUGUGGGCGGGAGGGCGUGUGGGCGGGAGGGCGUGUGGGCGGGAGGGCGUGUGGGCGGGAGGGCGUGUGGGCGGGAGGGCGUGUGGGCGGGAGGGCGUGUGGGCGGGAGGGCGUGUGGGCGGGAGGGCGUGUGGGCGGGAGGGCGUGUGGGCGGGAGGGCGUGUGGGCGGGAGGGCGUGUGGGCGGGAGGGCGUGUGGGCGGGAGGGCGUGUGGGCGGGAGGGCGUGUGGGCGGGAGGGCGUGUGGGCGGGAGGGCGUGUGGGCGGGAGGGCGUGUGGGCGGGAGGGCGUGUGGGCGGGAGGGCGUGUGGGCGGGAGGGCGUGUGGGCGGGAGGGCGUGUGGGCGGGAGGGCGUGUGGGCGGGAGGGCGUGUGGGCGGGAGGGCGUGUGGGCGGGAGGGCGUGUGGGCGGGAGGGCGUGUGGGCGGGAGGGCGUGUGGGCGGGAGGGCGUGUGGGCGGGAGGGCGUGUGGGCGGGAGGGCGUGUGGGCGGGAGGGCGUGUGGGCGGGAGGGCGUGUGGGCGGGAGGGCGUGUGGGCAGGAGGGCGUGUGGGCAGGAGGGCGUGUGGGCAGGAGGGCGUGUGGGCAGGAGGGCGUGUGGGCAGGAGGGCGUGUGGGCAGGAGGGCGUGUGGGCAGGAGGGCGUGUGGGCAGGAGGGCGUGUGGGCAGGAGGGCGUGUGGGCAGGAGGGCGUGUGGGCAGGAGGGCGUGUGGGCAGGAGGGCGUGUGGGCAGGAGGGCGUGUGGGCAGGAGGGCGUGUGGGCAGGAGGGCGUGUGGGCAGGAGGGCGUGUGGGCAGGAGGGCGUGUGGGCAGGAGGGCGUGUGGGCAGGAGGGCGUGUGGGCAGGAGGGCGUGUGGGCAGGAGGGCGUGUGGGCAGGAGGGCGUGUGGGCAGGAGGGCGUGUGGGCAGGAGGGCGUGUGGGCAGGAGGGCGUGUGGGCAGGAGGGCGUGUGGGCAGGAGGGCGUGUGGGCAGGAGGGCGUGUGGGCAGGAGGGCGUGUGGGCAGGAGGGCGUGUGGGCAGGAGGGCGUGUGGGCAGGAGGGCGUGUGGGCAGGAGGGCGUGUGGGCAGGAGGGCGUGUGGGCAGGAGGGCGUGUGGGCAGGAGGGCGUGUGGGCAGGAGGGCGUGUGGGCAGGAGGGCGUGUGGGCAGGAGGGCGUGUGGGCAGGAGGGCGUGUGGGCAGGAGGGCGUGUGGGCAGGAGGGCGUGUGGGCAGGAGGGCGUGUGGGCAGGAGGGCGUGUGGGCAGGAGGGCGUGUGGGCAGGAGGGCGUGUGGGCAGGAGGGCGUGUGGGCAGGAGGGCGUGUGGGCAGGAGGGCGUGUGGGCAGGAGGGCGUGUGGGCAGGAGGGCGUGUGGGCAGGAGGGCGUGUGGGCAGGAGGGCGUGUGGGCAGGAGGGCGUGUGGGCAGGAGGGCGUGUGGGCAGGAGGGCGUGUGGGCAGGAGGGCGUGUGGGCAGGAGGGCGUGUGGGCAGGAGGGCGUGUGGGCAGGAGGGCGUGUGGGCAGGAGGGCGUGUGGGCAGGAGGGCGUGUGGGCAGGAGGGCGUGUGGGCAGGAGGGCGUGUGGGCAGGAGGGCGUGUGGGCAGGAGGGCGUGUGGGCAGGAGGGCGUGUGGGCAGGAGGGCGUGUGGGCAGGAGGGCGUGUGGGCAGGAGGGCGUGUGGGCAGGAGGGCGUGUGGGCAGGAGGGCGUGUGGGCAGGAGGGCGUGUGGGCAGGAGGGCGUGUGGGCAGGAGGGCGUGUGGGCAGGAGGGCGUGUGGGCAGGAGGGCGUGUGGGCAGGAGGGCGUGUGGGCAGGAGGGCGUGUGGGCAGGAGGGCGUGUGGGCAGGAGGGCGUGUGGGCAGGAGGGCGUGUGGGCAGGAGGGCGUGUGGGCAGGAGGGCGUGUGGGCAGGAGGGCGUGUGGGCAGGAGGGCGUGUGGGCAGGAGGGCGUGUGGGCAGGAGGGCGUGUGGGCAGGAGGGCGUGUGGGCAGGAGGGCGUGUGGGCAGGAGGGCGUGUGGGCAGGAGGGCGUGUGGGCAGGAGGGCGUGUGGGCAGGAGGGCGUGUGGGCAGGAGGGCGUGUGGGCAGGAGGGCGUGUGGGCAGGAGGGCGUGUGGGCAGGAGGGCGUGUGGGCAGGAGGGCGUGUGGGCAGGAGGGCGUGUGGGCAGGAGGGCGUGUGGGCAGGAGGGCGUGUGGGCAGGAGGGCGUGUGGGCAGGAGGGCGUGUGGGCAGGAGGGCGUGUGGGCAGGAGGGCGUGUGGGCAGGAGGGCGUGUGGGCAGGAGGGCGUGUGGGCAGGAGGGCGUGUGGGCAGGAGGGCGUGUGGGCAGGAGGGCGUGUGGGCAGGAGGGCGUGUGGGCAGGAGGGCGUGUGGGCAGGAGGGCGUGUGGGCAGGAGGGCGUGUGGGCAGGAGGGCGUGUGGGCAGGAGGGCGUGUGGGCAGGAGGGCGUGUGGGCAGGAGGGCGUGUGGGCAGGAGGGCGUGUGGGCAGGAGGGCGUGUGGGCAGGAGGGCGUGUGGGCAGGAGGGCGUGUGGGCAGGAGGGCGUGUGGGCAGGAGGGCGUGUGGGCAGGAGGGCGUGUGGGCAGGAGGGCGUGUGGGCAGGAGGGCGUGUGGGCAGGAGGGCGUGUGGGCAGGAGGGCGUGUGGGCAGGAGGGCGUGUGGGCAGGAGGGCGUGUGGGCAGGAGGGCGUGUGGGCAGGAGGGCGUGUGGGCAGGAGGGCGUGUGGGCAGGAGGGCGUGUGGGCAGGAGGGCGUGUGGGCAGGAGGGCGUGUGGGCAGGAGGGCGUGUGGGCAGGAGGGCGUGUGGGCAGGAGGGCGUGUGGGCAGGAGGGCGUGUGGGCAGGAGGGCGUGUGGGCAGGAGGGCGUGUGGGCAGGAGGGCGUGUGGGCAGGAGGGCGUGUGGGCAGGAGGGCGUGUGGGCAGGAGGGCGUGUGGGCAGGAGGGCGUGUGGGCAGGAGGGCGUGUGGGCAGGAGGGCGUGUGGGCAGGAGGGCGUGUGGGCAGGAGGGCGUGUGGGCAGGAGGGCGUGUGGGCAGGAGGGCGUGUGGGCAGGAGGGCGUGUGGGCAGGAGGGCGUGUGGGCAGGAGGGCGUGUGGGCAGGAGGGCGUGUGGGCAGGAGGGCGUGUGGGCAGGAGGGCGUGUGGGCAGGAGGGCGUGUGGGCAGGAGGGCGUGUGGGCAGGAGGGCGUGUGGGCAGGAGGGCGUGUGGGCAGGAGGGCGUGUGGGCAGGAGGGCGUGUGGGCAGGAGGGCGUGUGGGCGAGGGGACGUGCAGAGUGGCAACCUGGUGUUGUGUUUGGUACUUCCAAUACAGCGACCCGUCACAUAG
Molecule: messenger RNA, 4491 nt
Organism: Closterium sp. Yama58-4
Lineage: Eukaryota; Viridiplantae; Streptophyta; Zygnematophyceae; Desmidiales; Closteriaceae
Source: the annotation of a GenBank genome assembly